UGAGAGAGAGAGAGAGGAAGAGGUUUCAGGUUCGCCGGUGAUUAAAAACAUGGAGAAGUAAAAAGCUUCUUUGUUUGGCCCAGUGGACGUAAACGUGACGUGUACCACGUGACUAAAAGCAGGAAGCGAAUCGAGUGUCAACAAUAAAAUGGUCGAGAUGGCUUCUUCAGACUGGCAGCUGUCUUUGAAGCUGGUGGAUCAGCCUAAAUCCGUCUUCCACUUCCCAGAGAUGAUGCCAGGGGAUGUUUCGCCUGGAGGAUACAGAGUCGCUACUUUAAAACAACUUGUUGCAGCACAGCUCCCAGACUCCAUCCCAGACCCCGAAUUUAUAGAGCUGGUCCACUGUGGGCGGAAACUUAAGGAUGAACUAACACUGGAUGCCUGCGGGAUCCAAUCAGGAGCCACUUUACACAUCCUCAAAAAGACUUGGCCUGAGCCAGAGAGCAAUCCAGAGCCUGUGAACAGAGCAACUGCAGCCAGGGAGUUCAGGGUGUUUAAUGCUGCUCUUCAUUCUCUCAACUCUGCCUACAGAGACUCAGUAUAUAAAAUGCUGACGAAUAAAGAGUCUCUAGAUCAGAUCAUUGUGGCCACACCUGGGCUCAGGUCAGACCCAGUUGCCCUUGGAGUGCUGCAAGACAAAGAUCUCUUCGUGCAGUUCACAGACCCGAACAUGCUGGAUGUAUUGAUCAGUUCACACCCAGCACUCGUCAAUGCCAUCAUCCUGGUCCUGCAUUCUGUGGCAGGCAGUAUGCCCAACCAGUCCAGUGCCAGCUCUUCUCGCAAUGUCUCGGCCAGUUCAUACAGUGAUAUGCCAGGAGGCUUCAUGUUUGAGGGCAUGUCUGAUGAUGAGGAGGAUUUCCAGUCUGGGAGCCCAGCAGGUCCCUCCAACAGAGCUGGAGGCUCAGCAGGAAUGCGUCCAGUGUCUCUGAGCCACAGUGGAGCAACAGGUCCUCGACCAAUAACGCAAAGCGAGCUGGCAACAGCUUUGGCCCUCGCCAGCACUCCUGACAGCAGCGCGGUCACUCCAACAACUUCAAGCCAGGCGGACCCCUCCAGUACUGUAGCUCCAAUGCCAGCAGGAACUCCAGUCAGUAACGAUCUCUUCAGCCAGGCUCUACAGCAAGCUUUGCAAGCCUCCAACAUGUCUGCUCUGCAGGGCCGCUGGCAGUCCCAGAUGCAGCAGCUCAGGGACAUGGGGAUCCAGGAUGAGGAGCUGAUGCUGAGGGCGCUGCAGGCCACAGAUGGUGACAUCCAGGCUGCCCUGGAGCUCAUAUUUGCUGGAGGACCAGGACUCUGAGCUCAAACCACAUGAACAAACACUUUUAUAGAGGAAUGAGCAGGAAAAAGCUUGUCAUCCAGCUGCCUAGAAAUGAUAAAUUAUAGCUGUAGACAUACAGUAUAUAGAUUUUUUUUUUAAACCUACAUUUACAUACAGCACAGUUUGAAGUAAGCUUCACAAAUAUUAUGGCAGGGAUAUGAUAUGGAUGAGGGAUAAGAGAUAUGGAUGUGACCAGGCUUGAAUUUUAAAUAAAUGUAAUGGUGCUUACCUCGUCAACACCAGCUUUCCUGUCAUUUGAUAGGUGGCAUUGGCUGCAAAAGUGUUGCGUUGGUGCAGUCACCAAAUGAGUCUCGAUUGACGCCAUGAGAACUGCUCGGAUUUAAUUUCUCUUGUUUCUUUGAUUGUCAAUAGUACAAGCGUAUAAAAAAUAUUGGGUUGCAGUAUUAAAACAUGGACUAAAAACCUUACUGUAUUGUCAUUGUCUACUCAGCCUAUGUAAUUCACAAAUGUGCACACUAGAUGGCAGUACAGUAGUUUAUUUCUAUCCAGCAGUGACUGUCAUUCACGCAGAGAUGCUGUUUAUUUUGCCCUUUUUUCCUCUUCUAAAUUUAAAAUCAUGUUCUUGAUCUGCCCUCUGUUGAAGUGUUCUUAUUGGUAGUUGUGGGCUCUCAUUUAUCAAAGAAUUCAUUAUGCUUAGACAGCCAGUAACAAAAAAAGAGAGAAAGUUGCACAGAUAAGGUAAUAGCUUUAUUAGCAUCCCCUGACAUGUUGCAGAGCAUUGUUACAAAUAGCUGAGCCCCCUUUCCCCCCCCAAGCCUUAUUACAGAGGGCUACAUUUGCUUUGUCUCGUUGUCUCCCAUCAGGGUUUUUUAGGGGAGGACAUAUUGCGUGCCCCCCUCCGCCACCUACCGUUCUCCAUCUACAGUAAUUGCCCUGCUUAGUUUUAUUACUGCAUCUGUGAAUGUGACAGCUCAAUCAGUGGAUUGCCCUUUCAUGAGCACAGCACCCAAACAGCGCUUUGUGUCCGUCUGUCCCCAUUACCAUUUUAUAUGCAUGCACACCUGCGGGCAAUUUCAACCUCCAAUUGCCUCCAAGGGUAUUUUAAAAAAUAAAGCAUUUCCACUGUGCAGAAGGAAGCAGUGUCAUAGCUUCAACAAAACAAUAGUGAUUAAAAGCGUCAUUGACUUUCUUGCAAAUUAAAAAUAGAAGACAGUUAUGUUCGCCCAGAUUAAAUACAUGAAUUUUACAGAAAGCAGGAGUAAUGUUUCCAUUUAGACUUGCUGUAUUUAUGUACUUUGUUGCUAGUAAGCUGUGAAGUCCGAUGUGGAAUAUGUUGCAGCAUAAAUACACUGUAGUUGUA
This is a messenger RNA of Larimichthys crocea (large yellow croaker), 2639 nucleotides long. RefSeq names its product ubiquitin-like 7b (bone marrow stromal cell-derived) (gene ubl7b). Gene Ontology annotation, cellular component: cytosol. Bases 149 to 1297 code for a protein of 382 amino acids. The transcript has 11 exons. Gene Ontology annotation, molecular function: polyubiquitin modification-dependent protein binding. NCBI's taxonomy places the organism in Eukaryota, Metazoa, Chordata, Actinopteri, Sciaenidae. Gene Ontology annotation, biological process: ubiquitin-dependent protein catabolic process. The record is from RefSeq and is a predicted model, not a curated record.